Molecule: messenger RNA, 1085 nt
Organism: Cladocopium goreaui
Lineage: Eukaryota; Dinophyceae; Suessiales; Symbiodiniaceae
Source: the annotation of a GenBank genome assembly
AUGGGCGAUGGUGGAGCUGUGGGCAAAGGGAAGGACGACGACUUGGACAAUGCCUACGAGUUGUUGGCUUUGGAAGAUGAUGCAGGGGAAAAAGAGAUCAAGACAGCGUAUCGAAAGAUCUCCUUGAAGUGCCACCCCGACAGAAAUCCUGACGAUGAGGAGGCAGCGGAGAAGUUCGAUCGAUUGACUCGGGCAAAGGAGACCUGUUGUAACUUGGCUGCAUUCACGGCAUCACGGCAUCGCUUGGUGAAGUGUGCUUCAACUCCAGAGAUCAUCUUGCGGCGUAGGAAGAGGAAGGCCGCUCGUGAUUUGGAGGAGCUUGACAGCCCUGACAUUCCAUGGUCAUCCAUGGUCUUUGUUUGCUCGACGCUAUGUCCGGUUCGGAGCAGCAUGGCAGCCGUAGCUCAGCACUUUCACCGCCAGGAGCGACAUGCCCAGGAAGAUGCCAAGCGGAGAAAGCUCCGGGAGGAUUUGGAAGGUCGCGAAUCAGCAGCCAAUGCUCGCAGUCAAGCGUACAAGCGAGCGCAGGAGGAUGCGGAGGCGCGAAAAAAGUACCUCCAGCAGGACAUGGCGCAGAGGAUCAAGGCCAAGGAAGCUGAAUUGGCUCAGAAGCAACAGGAGGUGGCCGCGUCGGUGGCCGAAGCCCGGGACACCGCGCUGGACUCCCGCCUUCGUGUCACGUGGCGAGGCGUUGCCCCAGGGGUAGAGACCAUCCGGCAGGAACUGGCAGAGUUUGAGCUGAUUUCCAUGGAAGUUGGUGAGUCAGCUGCAAUCGUUCAGUUGGGCAGCCGCGAAAUGGCCUUGAGGGCUGUGUUGGAAUGCAAGUCGAAGAAGAACUCCAUGCCCUUCAAAGUGGCCUUGGCGCCCAAGGAGGUCGAGGAGCCAGUGAGCCAGGUGAAGGAAACUCCAAAGAAAGGUGAACAGGAAAGUCCUGCUGAGACCUUCAAUCGAGCUAAGAGCUUUGAUGACUGGGAGGCGCAGAUGAUGGCUGAUCUGCAGAACUUGGCCAAGAAACAGACGGCUGCCUGAAGGACCGUUUUCGGGGCCCUUGUGCAGGGCCGAACGGCAAAUGCCCGAAGUGAAAA